AUGUUCACCCAGCGGUGGCAGGUUCGGAUCAAAGUCGGUCAGCGUGUCCAUGACUGCGCAUCAUGUUCUAACCAUGAGACCGAGUACACGCGGAUUCUGAAAGAGGAAGCGCAGAUGAACUGGAGAUAUAACGUAUCUGCCAGCGCUGCCAACUGGAUCCUUUUAGCCGGGUAUCUGGUCGUUCCUGCGACUUUCACCUCUUUGAACGAUUCAACUGCGGUAGAGAAGACGCUGCAAGCAAAUGACGCUGGGCGGGCGGUCUUGAGGACCAUCAGGAAUCCUCCCUUACUAGCCAUCGCUUGCCUGUUCUUCGUCGUCGGGGCUACGCUCUUGGGAUAUCUCUUCGUCUGCUUUCGGAAGAGCUACUCGUGGGUGGUCAACAAGAUCUUCUUACCCGGCUGUAUGAAUGCCGUGGCUGGUUUGCUCACCACGCUUGUCAGCGUCCUGGCUAAUCACUCCGGUGAAUGUUCCAUCAUGGCAAUCAUGACCUUCGUCGUCACCGGCACCACGUCCGGGAUCUUCCUCAUCCUUUCGAUCUGGUAUAAGUUUUUUCUGAUCCAACCAGUCGUGGCGGAAGACUUGGCCGAAUCUCAUGGCGAGACCUUUCAAAGCUCACACUGCUCGUGCGCAAACGACGUCGACCUUCCAAGCCCACCUCCUGCGUACACAGUUAGGCAUUGA
This is a messenger RNA of Penicillium chermesinum, 681 nucleotides long. RefSeq lists its product as uncharacterized. The record is from RefSeq and is a predicted model, not a curated record. Bases 1 to 681 code for a protein of 226 amino acids. Lineage: Eukaryota; Fungi; Ascomycota; Eurotiomycetes; Eurotiales; Aspergillaceae. The transcript is spliced from 3 exons.